Messenger RNA from Symbiodinium natans, 1104 nucleotides. The record is from the annotation of a GenBank genome assembly. NCBI's taxonomy places the organism in Eukaryota, Dinophyceae, Suessiales, Symbiodiniaceae.
AUGACGACAUUGCUAGCCUGCCUUCGGACGGACCACUACAGCACGCUCAUCCGAGAAAUGCUGCAAGCAGACGAAGCACUGCUCUUGCUCCAGCUCGCAAACUUGCCGGAGCUGGUUCAGAUCAAAUGGGCACACCGGCUGCAAAAGGCCACUGCGAGGAUUCGCAGCGUCAUGGACCCUCUCAGAGACAUCCAGCUGCGAUUCCCGGGCUUCUUCUGUCCAAUGACCAUCAGAUGCAGAAAGCGCGGACACCGAUCAGACCCGAUAGUGAGCCAGGACAAUGCCGAAGACCUUCUGCGUUGGUUGAAGAGCAACGAUCUCGCGGCCUUCACUCCCGGCGAAGCGGUCCUGGUCAUGAACGCCUGGGAAAAGAGCCGAAGAAGCGCUGGAGCCAAAUUGAGCGACUUCCUCCAAGAAGCAAACGCCGAGUUCUACUACUCGUACAGAUUCACCGGAAACUGCCCUUGGAAGAAAGCAGCCCUCACGCAGUUCGAGCAACAACGAAAAGCGGUGCUGGAGGAACAUCAGCAAGCUUGUCUUGUGGCCACGCAACUGUACCGCCAGCCACGUGACAUCAAGCGGGUGAAGUUUUUGCCUCACCAUGGCCACGACGCCCUGCCGCUGCUGCAGCUGGCCAAGUCCCCGGAGCUGAAGCAAGUCCGAUGGGCAUGCCGCCUGCGAGAAGCCACAGCCAGAAUUCGCCGCGUCAUGGACCCCCUCAAGACCACCCAGCUGCGAUUCCCAGGCUUUGUGCGCGCCGUGACCAUCAACUGCAAACGCAGAAAAGGAUGGAAGGCAUCCCGCCCAGUGAUAACCAUGGAAAACGUCCAAAACCUGAUGGGUUGGAUGGACGACAACGACUUCGCCGGCUACACGCCCAGCGAAACAGUACUGGUGAUGAACGCCUGGCCCAAAAGCACCAGAAACACGGGGGCAGAACUUAGCGAUUUCCUCCAAGAAGCAAACGCUGCUUUCUACUACAUGAUCAAUUUCGAGGAAUCGCCGCCCAGCAACCGUAGAGCAGCCAGGUACAUAAAGACAGUUGUGUUUUUCCAGUACAAAGGUCUUGCAGGUGUCCUGGAAAUGCAGGAUGCAGCGCCCUGA